Molecule: messenger RNA, 4279 nt
Organism: Notothenia coriiceps (black rockcod)
Lineage: Eukaryota; Metazoa; Chordata; Actinopteri; Perciformes; Nototheniidae
Gene: sh3bp4a
Product: SH3-domain binding protein 4a
Exons: 5
Coding region: 237-3122 (961 amino acids)
Cellular component (GO): cytoplasm
Molecular function (GO): protein binding
Source: RefSeq, a predicted model, not a curated record
UUAACCGGAGUGUCUUUCACCGCUAAAAACUUCCAGAACUGUGGAAUAAUACUCUUAUUUUUACCUUUUAAUAACUAAUGUUAUUUGUUUUGGUCGUUAAGCCUAAUGACACGGAGGAAAAGGAGAAGAAGUCUCUCCAUCAGCUCUUCACCUUCUCACUUUCCCACUGUGAGCGUCUUCCAGCCAGCAGGAGAUGAAAAGCUGCCAAUGAGCGAAUUCUGUGCUGAGUAGCGGCCAUGGCUGCCCAUCGCAUCGUCAGAGUGACGAGCAACAGUCACGUCCUGCCUCGCUGCAAGUCUGAAGGGACGCUCAUCGACAUUAGCGAAGGGGUCAAUGGGGCCAGUCUCAACGAUGUCAAAGUGCCUUCUCCCAGUGCCUUGAGGCUGGACACUUCCUCCUCCUAUGGAGCAGCGCAGGAAGUGGUCGCCAUAAAGGAUUACUGCCCCAGCAGCUUCACUACGCUGAAGUUCUCCAAAGGGGAUCGCCUCUAUGUGUUGGACACGUCAGGGGGGGAGUGGUGGUACGCGCACAACAACACGGAGAUGGGCUACAUCCCUGCCGCCUACGUGCAGCCGCUCAACUUCGGGAACUCUUCGCUCAGCGACAGCGGGAUGAUUGACAGUCUUGGGGAGGGUUACGAGGAUGGGUCGAAGGAGUUUGGAGGCCUAGGGGAAUGGACAGGGGUUUCCCUUAAGCCUUCCCCAAUUUACAACAAUACUCCCUUUGCUGUGAACCCCUUUAUUAAAGAUCAAAACUGCAAAGAUUCUGGCGCUAGGAACUCAACGGACCUUAUUCUAUUUGAUGCACUGGCAUCUCCGUCAUCUUGCUCAAACUUGACCUCUAGUACAAUCAUGACCAAUGGGUUCAGCAGCUGCCACAUUAACAGUACAACCCCCACAAGCCCAAAUCAAGAGGUUGUACCUAACCUCCACAGGGAUAAUCCCUUUUUCAGGAGCAAACGUUCCCACAGUCUCUCAGAACUGUCCGUCCUGCAGGCGCAGUCCAAUCCAUCCUUACCUUCUUCGGGGUUCUUCUCAGGCCUUAAGGCUCCUUCCCCGGAGCAGUUUCAGAGCCGGGAGGACUUCAGGACUGCUUGGUUGAACCACAGAAAGCUAGCCAGGUCUUGCCAUGACCUUGACUCUCUGGGUCAGAGUCCAGGGUGGGGCCAGACGCAGCCGGUGGAGACCAACAUCGUGUGCAUGUUGGACUGUAACGGAGGCGUUGUUCAGCUCCCGGACACCCAAAUCAGCAUUCACAUCCCUGAAGGCCACGUCAGCAAUGGAGAACACCAGCAGAUCUCCAUGAAAGCCUUGCUAGACCCUCCUCUGGAGCUCAACACAGAUCUCUGCUCCACAGUGAGCCCUGUGGUGGAGAUCAAGCUGAGCAACAUGGAGACAAAGUCCUUCCUCACGUUGGAGAUGAAGGUAUCGGUAACAGUCAAGAAGGAGAGUUGUCACACUGCGGAUGUGCUUUGCGUUCGCAGUGACUGCAAAGAAGGGCCUUACACGCCGAUCCCUAAUGCGUACCUUUACAAGGACACAGUCCAGGUGCAGCUGGAUGGUCUGGAGCCGUGCAUGUAUGUGGCUGUUGUUGUUAAGUCCCAGUACAUCAGCCACAAUACAACUGUGUGGGAUCAUGUGCAAAGGAAAGUAACUUUGGGCGUCUACGGACCCAAGCACAUCCACCCGUCGUUCAAGACAGUCGUGGCCAUGUUUGGGCAUGACUGCGCCCCUAAUAACUUGCUGGUAAACGAGGUGGGUCGCCUGGUGAGUGCUAGCCCGCCUGUGGCCCUCCAGCUUUGGGGCAAGCACCAGUUUGUGCUGGGGUACCCUCAGGACCUCCUGCUGGGGUUGUACUCCAACAUGUCUAACUACGAGGUGAAGUCCUGCGAGGGGACUGGGGUGAUUCGGGGGUUCCAGGUCAAACUGGGGAAAGUGAGCAGGCUCCUUUACAUGAUCACAUCGCACAGUCCAGACAGCAUUUCAGAUUUUACACUCAGGGUCCAAGUUAAGGACGCACUUGACUGCAUCCUCACGCAGUUCUGCGUCCAAACACCACCACCGCCACCCAAAACCGAAGCAAGGAUAUCAGGCCAGAGGAGGUUUCUAAAAAAAAGAGAGGUGGAUAAGAUCGUCUUAUCACCGCUAGCCGCCACUUCAAAACACCCAAAGUUUCAGGACCGGUGCAUCAUCAACCUGAAAUUUGGCAAAUUGAUCAAAACAGUGAUCAGGCAGCAGAAGAGCACGUAUCUGUUGGAGUACAAAAAGGGGGAUGUCGUUGCUUUGCUCAGCGAGGAGAAAAUCAAACUGCGAGGGCAGCUGCGGACUAAAGAGUGGUACAUUGGAUACUAUCAGGGGAAGAUGGGACUCGUCCAUGCCAAGAACGUUUUAGUUCUGGGUAAAGUCAAGCCCAUUUAUUGGAUCGGGUCGGAUCUAACAACCACAGUGCUGCUGGAGCAGAUCCUGAAGCCUUGCAAGUUUCUUACGUACAUAUACGCAACAGUGAGGACGGUGUUGAUGGAGAACGUGGGCAGCUGGAGGGCGUUUGCAGACGCACUAGGAUACGGGAAUUUGCCGCUGAAUUAUUUUUGCAGAACAGAGCUGGACAACGAGCCGGAGAAAGUGGCUUCGGUUCUGGAGAAGCUCAAAGAGGAGUGUACGAACACGGAGAGCAAGGAGAGGAAGUCCUUCCAGAGAGAACUCAUGAUGGCGCUGCUGAAGAUGGACUGUCAGGGUCUGGUGGCGAAGCUCGUGCUGGACUUCGUGCUGCUGACCACGGCGGUGGAGGUGGCGUCCCGAUGGAGGGAACUCGCAGAGAAGCUGGCUCGAGUCUCCCGACAGCAGAUGGAGGCGUACGAGGCUCCGCACCGAGACAAGAACGGACAACUGGACAACGAGUCCAUGUGGAAGCCGGCCUACGACUUCCUCCUGACGUGGGCCGCCCACGUGGGGGACAGCUACCGGGACGUGAUCCAGGAGCUGCACCUGGGCCUGGACCGGAUGAGGACCCCCAUCACCAAGAGGUGGAAGCACCUGACGGGGACGCUGAUCCUCGUCAACUGCCUGGACCCGCUGCGGGGCGCCGCCUUCUGCCCCACCGGGUACGGAGACUUCGCCGUGUGAACAUCGUAUUGGAUUCAGUGUCAUCGAUUAACAGAUGUUCAGACACCGUCGAAAGGUAGUUGGUAAUGAAAAAGUCAAAGUGAAAGUGAUGCCUCUUGAUCCUUCUACCUUUUUACUCUUCUUCAUCUUUUUGUCAACUCACUGUUUGUCUUUAACACUUUCUGUAUAUAUUUUUCAAGAUUUCAAAUGUAUUACAGUUUGUUUAAGUCGUUCUUUCCGUCUCCAAACCUUCCUCAGGACAACAGCAGAGACCUCAACCACUGCAAUACAUAACCUCACAAACUGUGACCUUUGGCCAUCUUUAAACACUCAUUUGAUCCCCAUACUGAACAUUUGUCUGCAAGCCAAACAAUGCUAACUCUACAUGUACAAUCCAGAGGAUGUGUUUCCACAGAUUCACACACCACGUUUCAGCUGUGUUACAGAAUCACAAUCUGAUAUGUUCUUUCCAAAUAAAACCCAAAAGGAGCAUGCACACCUGGAUGUUAAGCCCAAAACAUCCAGAUAAUAAAAUGUUAAAUUCUUGCAUUUAUUCGUAGUGCAUCCAAUAUUUUCCAAAUGUCCAACUUUUGCACACACAAAUGUUCUCUUUAAUCAAAGAUGAUAGGAUAAAGAUAGACUUUAAAUGCAUUUCUUAAAGUCCUGCUGAAGGUGAUUUCAUGUCAAUUUUUUCAUGCAAAAUCAGUAUUUUCUAAACUUCGGACUCAAAGUGCAUCUUAAAAGUGCAGCAUGAAUAAAGUUGUUAUCAUUUCAUGGAGAGUUCAUGUUUUAAUUAAAACAGUAUAAGUCAGAAUUAACAGGCGACCACAGUUUAUUGCUUAAAUAAAUGAAAUAUGUGACUUUAAACUGUGAAAACUAGUAUCAGAAAAUAUCUAGUUUUUGUUAACUGUAUAUUUAAAGAAGCAUAACUUGUGUUUUUGAGCAUUUUCUCUGACUUUGUGCUCUCAGCAAGUAUAAUGAAUUGUCUUUGAUGCUUUUGUUGUUCAUUUCUUCAUCUGUUUUCAUUUCUCAUUCAGUAUUUGUUGUUUCAAUAUGUUUUGUGACUGCUGCAGUGUUGCUAUCUGUUUGGAUUAUGAACAGAGAAAUGUGCGAGGAGUUUAUAUAUUUGUACUAAAGCCUGUCUCUGAUCUGUUUCUGUUCAGAAAGUUUCAAUAAAA